This is a messenger RNA of Gorilla gorilla gorilla (western lowland gorilla), 2633 nucleotides long. RefSeq names its product exportin-T-like. Gene Ontology annotation, cellular component: nuclear matrix; nuclear pore; cytoplasm. Gene Ontology annotation, molecular function: small GTPase binding; tRNA binding. Gene Ontology annotation, biological process: tRNA re-export from nucleus; intracellular protein transport. The record is from RefSeq and is a predicted model, not a curated record. Lineage: Eukaryota; Metazoa; Chordata; Mammalia; Primates; Hominidae.
CAGGCUGAGGGGCGGGCUGGAGUGAUAGGGAAGAUGUUUAUAAAUUCUUCUGUGGGAUCAGAGGGCACGCCUAUUAUAACCAGAAAACUCCAAGUAUAGCAGCAAGGAUGGAUAAACAGGCUCUAUUACGGCUAAAUCCAAAUGUUGAUUCAGACUUUAGACAAAGGGCCCUGGCCUAUUUUGAGCAGUUAAAGAUUUCCCCAGAUGCCUGGCAGGUGUGUGCCGAAGCUCUAGCCCAGAGGACAUAUAGUGAUGAUCAUGUAAAGCUUUUCUGCUUUCAAGUACUGGAACAUCAAGUUAAAUACAAAUAUUCAGAACUAACCACUGUUCAACAACAACUAAUUAGGGAGACACUCAUAUCAUGGCUGCAAGCUCAGAUGCUGAAUCCCCAACCAGAGAAGACCUUUAUACCAAAUAAAGCCGCCCAAGUCCUCGCCUUGCUUUUUGUUGCAGAAUAUCUCACUAAGUGGCCCAAGUUUUUUUUUGACAUUCUCUCGGUAGUGGACCUAAAUCCAAGGGGAGUAGAUCUGUACCUGCGAAUCCUCAUGGCUAUCAAUUCAGAGUUGGUGGAUCGUGAUGUGGUGCAUACAUCAGAGGAGGCUCAUAGGAAUACUCUCAUAAAAGAUACCAUGAGGGAACAGUGCAUUCCAAAUCUGGUGGAAUCAUGGUACCAAAUAUCACAAAAUUAUCAGUAUACUAAUUCUGAAGUGAUGUGUCAGUGCCUUGAAGUAGUUGGGGCUUAUGUCUCUUGGAUUGACUUAUCCUUUUUAGCCAAUGAUAGGUUUAUAAAUAUGCUGCUAGGUCAUAUGUCAAUAGAAGUUCUACGGGAAGAAGCAUGUGACUGUUUAUUUGAAGUUGUAAAUAAAGGAAUGGACCCUGCUGAUAAAAUGAAACUAGUAGAAUCUUUGUGUCAAGUAUUACAGUCUGCUGGCUUUUUCAGCAUUGACCAGGAAGAAGAUGUUGACUUUUUUUCAGCAUUGACCUGGAAGAAGAUGUUGGCCAGAUUUUCUAAGCCGGUAAACAGAAUGGGACAGUCAUGGAUAGUUAGUUGGAGUAAAUUAAUUAAGAAUGGGAAUAUUAAGAAUGCUCAAGAGGCACUACAAGCUAUUGAAACAAAAGUGGCACUGAUGUUGCAGCUACUAAUUCAUGAGGAUGAUGAUAUUUCUUCUAAUAUUGGAUUUUGUUGUGAUUAUCUUCAUAUUUUGAAACAGCUUACAGUGCUCUCAGAUCAGCAAAAAGCUAAUGUAGAGGCAAUCAUGUUGGCUGUUAUGAAAAAAUUGACUUAUGAUGAAGAAUAUAACUUUGAAAAUGAGGGUCAAGAUAAAGCCAUGUUUGUAGAAUAUAGAAAACAACUGAAGUUAGUGUUGGACAGGCUUGCUCAAGUUUCACCAGAGUUACUACUGGCCUCUGUUCGCAGAGUUUUUAGUUCUACACUGCAGAAUAGGCAGACUACAUGGUUCGUGGAAGUUGAAGUAGCAAUAAGAUUGCUGUAUAUGUUGGCAGAAGCUCUUCCAGUAUCUUCUCAUGGUGCUCACUUCUCAGGUGAUGUUUCAAAAGCUAGUGUUUUGCAGGGUAUGAUGCGAACUCUGGUAACAUCAGGAGUCAGUUCCUAUCAGCAUACAUCUGUGACGUUGGAGUUCUUCGAAACUGUUGUUAGAUAUGAAAAGUUUUUCACAGUUGAACCUCAGCACGUUCCAUGUGUACUAAUGGCUUUCUUAGAUCACAGAGGUCUGCGUCAUUCCAGUGCAAAAGUUCAGAGCAAGAUGGCUUACCUGUUUUCUAGAUUUGUCAAAUCUCUCAAUAAGCAAAUGAAUCCUUUCAUUGAGGAUAUUUUGAAUAGAAUACAAGAUUUAUUAAAGCUUUCUCCACCUGAGAAUGGCCACCAGUCCUUCCUGAGCAGCGAUGAUCAUUUUAUUUAUGAGACAGUUGGAGUGAUGAUUGUUAAUAGUGAAUACCCGGCAGAAAGGAAAGAAGCCUUAAUGAGGAAUCUGUUGACUCCACUAAUGGAGAAGUUUAAAAUUCUGUUAGAAAAUUUGAUGCUAGCACAAGAUGAAGAAAGGCAAGCCUCUCUAGCAGACUGUCUCAACCAUGCUGUUGGAUUUGCAAGUCGAACUAGUAAAGCUUUCAGCAACAAGCAGACUGUGAAACAAUGUGGCUGUUCCGAAGUUUAUCUGGACUGUUUACAGACAUUCUUGCUGGCCCUCAGUUGUCCCUUACAAAAGGGUAUUCUCAGAAGUGGAGUCUGUACUUUCCUUCAUCGAAUGAUUAUUUGCCUGGAGGAAGAAGUUUUUCCAUUCAUCCCAUCUGCUUCAGAACAUAUACUCAAAGAUUGUGAAGCCAAAGACCUCCAGGAGUUCAUUCCUCUUAUCAACCAGAUUACGGCCAAAUUCAAGGUACAGGUAUCCCCGUUUUUACAACAGAUGUUCAUGCCCCUGCUUCAUGCAAUUUUUGAAGUGCUGCUCUGGCCAGCGGAAGAAAAUGACCAGUCUGCUGCUUUAGAGACAGACUUUUUCAGUGUUCACUUCAAAACUGUCCCAGUUUCUACCUAUGACUCAAUUCCAAAGCCACUUUCACAUUUUUCAGGUGUUGGUUACAGCAACACUCCACUCUCUGGCAUUAACUUUCUGUCUUAG